Messenger RNA from Theobroma cacao (cacao), 2242 nucleotides. RefSeq names its product zinc finger protein GAI-ASSOCIATED FACTOR 1-like. Gene Ontology annotation, molecular function: DNA-binding transcription factor activity. The record is from RefSeq and is a predicted model, not a curated record. Gene Ontology annotation, cellular component: nucleus. NCBI's taxonomy places the organism in Eukaryota, Viridiplantae, Streptophyta, Magnoliopsida, Malvales, Malvaceae.
UCCCUCUCUCUCUCGUUUUCUUUAAUUAUUUUUGCUUGUAUGUCGCUUCUCUCUCUUCAAUGUCUCUGUGUUUCACUGUUCUUUAUCUUUCUGUAUCAUGGACAUGAAGCCGCCUUAUGGGACCUCGCGUGCUCUUCCCGGUCAUGACUCGAAGAAUUAGUUGAAUUGGGGCUUUCAUUUAGUUUCGUUUUGUUUCACUCUAAUGGAAGCUACACACUGAGCCAAAAAACUUUGUCUUUUUCUUACGAGUUUUUAUCAUUUUUUUCCCUUGUGAAAAACGACCAUAAUCUUUGAUUCAAACCCAUUGUUUGUACUCAAGCUCGAUGGUUUACUCCAACUAAAACGGGGUUUUUGUUUUUUUGAGGCUCAAAGCAAAAACCAGAACUUUUUUGGUUGUCUUUGAUUGGGGUUUGGAGUAGAAAUAAAUCAUGGUGGAGCUUGAAAAUUCGUCACCAAUGACAGUUUCUACAGCUUCUGGAGAAGCAAGUGCAUCUUCUUCAGGUAAUCAGAUUCAAGGCACUCAACCAACAGGAGGAGGACCACCGAAGAAGAAAAGGAAUCUUCCUGGAAUGCCAGAUCCAGAUGCUGAGGUAAUAGCUUUAUCUCCAAAAUCCCUACUUGCCACCAACCGCUUCGUUUGUGAGAUCUGUAAUAAAGGCUUUCAACGCGAUCAGAACCUUCAGCUCCACCGACGGGGUCAUAACUUACCAUGGAAGCUGCGGCAGAGAACCAGCAAAGAAAUUCGAAAGCGAGUCUACGUGUGCCCUGAGCCAAGUUGCGUCCACCACAACCCAGCUCGAGCCCUCGGUGAUCUUACCGGUAUCAAGAAACACUUUUGCAGGAAACACGGGGAAAAGAAAUGGAAAUGCGAGCGGUGCUCUAAAAAAUACGCUGUUCAGUCCGAUUGGAAGGCCCACAUGAAGACUUGCGGCACCCGAGAGUAUAAAUGCGACUGUGGCACCAUCUUUUCUAGGAGGGAUAGUUUCAUAACGCAUAGAGCUUUCUGCGAUGCUUUAGCUGAGGAAAGCGCGAGGGCUCAAACGCUGGCCAUUGCUAAUACAGAAGGGAAUGUUAACGUGAGUGGCAAUGGCAAUGGGAACGGGAAAACUAUGGUUGGAGGAGCAGCAGCAACAUCGCCACCACCGCAGCCUUUAACACCGUCUACUGCUAGCGUAGUUUCACCGGGUUUGUCAAUUCAGAGUUCAGAAAUACCAGAUAAUCCGAUGGGUCUUUCACCACCAACUCCAGCAGCAACUAGUACCUCUACUUCAAAUAGCAAUGUUUUUGCUAGCAUAUUUGCACCAAACUCUCAACCAUCCAAGAUACCAGCGCCAUCUCCGAUCUUUCGAUCAGCAGCACCUUUAGAGCGCACAUCCCUCUCCCUUUCCUCUCCUCUCUACCUCUCCAACAAUGGCUCCUCGAUCUUCACUGGACCUGAACAUGACCAUUGCCAUUAUGCUCCGUCUCCGCAACCAGCCAUGUCCGCUACCGCAUUGCUACAGAAGGCUGCCCAAAUGGGUGCAGCAGCAUCAAACCCUUCACUGCUCCGCGGUCUAGGCUUGGCGGUAUCGUCAACCUCCACUGCCGGUCAGGAUCCUAAUGUGAAGCCAGAGAGUAGCUCUUUGACAGCUGGCCUUGGCCUUGGCCUUCCCUCAAACGGAAGUUCUAACUUGACUGAUCAUAUGAUGGACCCAUCCUCGCUGUUCGGGAACAAGCCUACUACACUUGACCUUCUUGGCCUUGGCAUGGGUGAUGGUGGAGCUUCCUCAAACGGACUGUCUGCUUUGCUCACUUCCUUCGGAGGUGGCUUCAAUGUUGGAGCAGCUACUACAUCAUAUGCGGCAGGAUCAGGGAGUUCGCCUAGAGAAACAUGGGAAGGUGCACCUGAGAGAAAACCCAAUGGCCCAGCCAUGCUUUAGAGGUUAAUUCAGUUCCCUAACUUCCCCCUGCUAAAGGAAUUGAAGAAGAAAAGUUACACCAUUUUGUUUUUCAAUCUUUUUUGUCCAUCGUCGACACAAAAGUGCUUAGAACCCAGAGAAGGAUGUUAGAGUUAGACAUUAAUUUUGGCUUUCCUUUUGUUAGUACUGCCUUUUAAAGUUAGUUUCCUUUUGAGGUAAAGUUUAAUUUUAAAAUCUUGGAGAUAUCACUCGGGGAAAAGGGUUGUACAGGAACUUCGUAGUUAGAAGCUAGCAAACGUAGCACAAAAUAUGAUGCUACUAUUAUACAGUUCUCUUUUUCUUAA